AUGGACAACGACACAAAAGGCUUGGAACGCUUCGUGGUCUUUGACUGCGACAUUGGAUCGGAUGACGCCUGGGCCCUUGCUCUUUUACUACGGGGAGAGCAGUUGUCCUUACCCGGCGGAAAGCGGUAUAAGCUGGUGGCAAUAACAUGUGUCCAGGGCAAUACCGAUGUUCAGAACGGAUCCCAGAAUGCCCUGAGAAUUCUCAGAUUACUGGAGAGGCGGGAUAUUCCAGUUUUUAGGGGCUGCGCUUCUCCGAUAGUACCUCGGACGUGGAAGGACCAAUCUCGCUUCCAUGGCAUUGACGGCUUUAAGGACGUGGGCGACUAUCCAGAUGUGAGCGAGCUGCAGGAGCAACUGCAGGAGGAGCACGCCGUGAAUGCGAUGUAUAGGCUGGUUUGCCAGAGUCCCAAGCAAGUGGACUUUCUCCUCUGUGGGCCCCUCACCAACUUUGCCAACUGCAUUAACCUCUAUGGAGAUGCGUUUUUGGAAAAGAUCGGUGGGGUGUACAUAAUGGGGGGAAACAUCUAUGGGCGCGGCAACAUCAUGAAGUGUGCCGAGUUCAAUUUCAUGAUGGAUCCCGAGGCGGCGCACACAACUUUGGAGCGCUUGAAGGAGCCAGCUCUAAUCCUGCCCUGGGAGCCCUGCAUCGAAGACGCCUUCCAUCUGUCACUCGACUGGAGGCUAAAUGUUUUGGGGUCUGUGGACCAUCCCUUUGUAAAACUGAUGACCAGAGUGGAGCGAGCCAUGAUGGAGCCCCGUGGGAUCAAGAAGUGGCUCAAUCCUGAUGCCGCUCUCGCAGCUGCCUACCUCUUUCCAGAGGCAAUGAUUGCGGAGCACCUGGACUACCAUGCCACAGUGGAACUGGCCGGAGUCCACACGCGUGGCCAGAUGGUGUUGGAUCACCUGCGCGGGCGUCGGGUGGAUGCUAUCCACGGAAGGCAGAGCAAUGUGCGCAUCAUAACUCAUCUCAAUAGAGAGCCCUUUCGGACUAUUAUGUCUUGGACGGGGUGUCUUCCGGGGACAGAUCUGGCAAAACUCUGAAAGCGGGAGCCAGGAAAUGUUCAAUCAACCUGAAACACAAAACUGGCUUGGAAUUUUUCAUAAACUUUCUCCAAAUGAAUCGUUAAAUAAAAGUAAUC
Messenger RNA from Drosophila biarmipes, 1139 nucleotides. Its product is annotated as pyrimidine-specific ribonucleoside hydrolase RihA. The transcript has 2 exons. The record is from RefSeq and is a predicted model, not a curated record. Gene Ontology annotation, molecular function: hydrolase activity, hydrolyzing N-glycosyl compounds. NCBI's taxonomy places the organism in Eukaryota, Metazoa, Arthropoda, Insecta, Diptera, Drosophilidae. Bases 1 to 1041 code for a protein of 346 amino acids.